AUUAUUUGCAUCGAAAGGUUUUGGGAUAGCCUUUCUGAUGUUGUUGCUAUGGUGAUGGGACUUCACACCGAAGCUAUGGGAAGACAAUCAACCGUCUGUUAAACAGCAGUCAACAAACCAUUUCCUUUAAUAAAAACAUGGAGGAACGCUUCGCAUUUCUGGCUGAGUGGUAUGACCCCAGCGCCGCUCUCCUGCGAAGAUACCAGCUGCUUUACUACCCUAAAGAUGGCUCUGUUGAGAUGUUUGAUAUGAAAAACCAACGGACCUUUCUACGGCGGACCAAGUAUGAUGACCUUCAUGCAGAUGAUCUGUUUGUUGGAAACAGAGUCAACGUCUUCUCUCGUCAGCUGAACCUCAUUGGUUACGGGGACCAAUAUACGACAAACAAACUGGGCAGUAAGAAGGAGAGGACUCUGGCUAUGAUAAAGCCGGAUGCAGUCACUAAAAUUGGCGACAUUAUUCAGAUGAUAUAUGAUGCCAACCUUAUUGUCACCAAAGCAAAAAUGACCAAACUUACAUGGAAGCAGGCAGCGGACUUUUACACGGAACAUCAGUCAAAGUCUUUUUUCAAUAAUCUAGUGCAGUUUGUGAGCUCUGGUCCAGUGAUCGCUAUGGAGUUGAUGGGAGAUGAGGCGGUCUCAGUCUGGAGAAAAGUUCUUGGCCCGACUGAUUCUGGUGUGGCCCGAAAAGAUGCAGCUCACAGUCUCAGAGCCCAAUUUGGUACCGAUGGAACUAAGAAUGCAGGACAUGGGUCAGACUCAUUGGCGUCUGCUGCACGGGAGCUGGAGUUUUUCUUCCCCUCCACCGCAGGUCAUGGGCCCUCCAACACAGCCAAGUUUUCUGACUGCACCUGCUGUAUCAUCAAACCUCAUGCCAUCUCAGAGGCACUGACAGGAAAGAUUCUGAAGUCAAUCAUAGAAAAUGGAUUUGAGAUCACAGCUUUACAAAUGUUCAGCAUGGAUCGAGCCAAUGCUGAGGAGUUUUUAGAGGUUUAUAAAGGGGUCGUAGCAGAAUACACUAAUAUGGUGGAUGAACUUUGUUCUGGACCUUGCAUGGCCCUAGAGAUCCAUGCUCCUGAUGCACCCAAAGCCUUCCGGGAGUUCUGUGGACCAGCUGACCCUGAAAUUGCACGGCAUCUUCGGCCCAACACUUUACGAGCUCUCUUCGGCAAAAACAAAGUGCAGAACGGCAUUCACUGCACAGACCUGGCAGACGAUGGGAUCCUGGAGGUUCAAUAUUUCUUUAAGAUUUUAGAUGGGUGAAGCAAACACAAGACAUUUUCCCAACACCAUUUAAAUAAAGACCACUUUAACAAUAAA
Molecule: messenger RNA, 1319 nt
Organism: Misgurnus anguillicaudatus (oriental weatherfish)
Lineage: Eukaryota; Metazoa; Chordata; Actinopteri; Cypriniformes; Cobitidae
Gene: nme7
Product: NME/NM23 family member 7
Biological process (GO): CTP biosynthetic process; GTP biosynthetic process; UTP biosynthetic process
Cellular component (GO): axonemal microtubule; centrosome
Molecular function (GO): nucleoside diphosphate kinase activity; ATP binding
Source: RefSeq, a predicted model, not a curated record